Messenger RNA from Hemiscyllium ocellatum (epaulette shark), 3377 nucleotides. RefSeq lists its product as uncharacterized. Gene Ontology annotation, biological process: lipid droplet organization; lipid storage. The transcript is spliced from 13 exons. Lineage: Eukaryota; Metazoa; Chordata; Chondrichthyes; Orectolobiformes; Hemiscylliidae. The record is from RefSeq and is a predicted model, not a curated record. The coding region runs from base 1 to 1407 and encodes 468 amino acids. Gene Ontology annotation, cellular component: endoplasmic reticulum membrane.
AUGUGGUCUGGAUGUACCCACCUCUUCAAUGAUGAGACGGACACGGACAAUGGCACCGGGAGAUUGGAGGGCAGACCAAAGGCAGUGGUGUGGUCAGGAUCUUCUGGGGCUGCCCUGGAUAAAGGGCAGGGGGGACGGACGGAUUGUGACUCCCAGGGGCUACUGUGCUCCUACCCCGUCGGGAACAUCUCCCUGCUCCGAAAUGGAAAGGAAAAGGUGAUGACAUACGGGACCUCCUACCGGAUUUGCCUCCGGCUCCUGAUGCCGGAGUCUCCCAUCAACCAGAACUUGGGAAUGUUUAUGGUGAGGAUGACCUGCUACACCAAGGAAGGGAGCGAGAUCUCCAGCGUUUCCAGAUCGGCGAUGCUACAUUACAAAUCGUGGCUGCUGCAGACCCUGGACACGCUGGUGUACGCCCCGCUGUUUGUCACCGGCCUGGUGGAGCAGGCGCAGGUGGUCGAGGUCGAGAUGUACUCGGACUACCAGGAGGACUCGUACAUGCCGACGAUGGGGGCCGUGAUCGAGAUCCAGACCAGGCGCAUCGAGAUCUACAAGGCCCAGCUGCAGAUCCACGCCCACUUCACGGGAAUACGGUACAUCUUGUACAGGUUCCCCGUGACUUCCGCCAUCAUCGGGGUGGCCACGAACUUCACCUUUCUGUGUGUCCUGGUGCUGGCCAGCUACCUGCAGUGGAUCUGGGGGGGGUUGUGGCCCCCAGACUCCAGGGCGACCCCACCGCAAGGACCGCAGCCACGGGAAGUGGCCCCUCUGCAGACCUCGUUCGCUCCGGGCCCAGGGACGAUGAGGAGACGCAUGACGGGCUCUCGCGGUGUCGCCAUGGAGAGUGGGCAGCAGCAGGUGUAUUCCAGCACCCCCACCCACUCGGCAGCUGGUACCCUCUGGCCCAGCGGCAACCAGCCCCUGAACACGAGCGACGCAAGUGGCUUCGACUCCUCCAGUACGUUCUGGGGCUCCACGGCGCGAUCCGAUCAGGGCUCCUACAUGUCGGACUUUCGGGCGAGAGGAGUACAAGACCCUCUGGGAAGAGUGGACACCAACUCGGUCAAGUUGGAUCAGUCUGGAAGAGAAGUACCGGCGGAAGGUUCUGGAAGGUUCGAGCGUGCCUCCUUGAAGUCUGAGCAGUCUAUGAAAGGUGUUUCCGGGAAGUUGGAUAACAUUGGAGCAAUGGACCGCAGCUCCAUCCACUCCAGACAUUCUAAUCCAGUGACACCGCUCCAGACACCCAGCGUCCAGACCCUCCUGAGGGGGAUGCCCGAUCAGAGUGUGGCUGAAGGCACAGUGUUUGGGUAUUCCGGUGAGGAUAUGCCGACUCCGGUGGCGGUUGGUUUGGACAGCUCCGAACCCUGGAUCCCGGGCCUACAGCACUCCCGCACCGAGCCCCAGUGAUGACAGCAGCAGGGGCCCCACCACCAAGAUGGUGUUUUUGUAAAAGAGCAAAUAAGAUGCUGCGAGACGGUUGCGGGGGAAGAGGGAGAGAGAGAGAGUGUGGGUGAGCUGGCUUCUUCCUUCCUGGAGGAAUAGCUCUGGAGCACCAUCAGAUCUGUUACAUUUCUCAUCAGUGUUCCCCACCAUUUCCCCUCUUUCCCCUACCCCUUUUCACUGCUGGGGGGUCUCCCUCCUGCCAUAAUGGGUCACUGCCCCUGGGAGAGUCAGGCAGGCUGUCUGUUCCAGGGAGAAGCCUUCAUCUCUCCCCCCUCCUCCAAGGAGAGAGGGAAGAGAGGCAAGAGGCAUCUGUUUCUCCCACUGUAGAGGGAGCCUGACUCUGUAUCUAACCCUGUGCUGCUGCUCUCCUGUGUUUGAUGACAGUGUAAAGGGAGCUUGACUGUGUAGCCCUGUACUGCCAAUUUCAUGUGGGAAUACCAGUGUAGAGGAAGCUUUACACGGUGUCUAACCCCAUUCUGUCCCUGUCCUGGGGAGUGGGGAAGAAAAGAAAGGAAACAGUGUAGAGGGAGCUUUACUCUCUGUACAGCCAAUUUGAUGUAGGAAUACUACUAUAAAAGGGAGCUCCUCAUGCUCUCCCCUCUCCUGGGAAUGUUUAAUAGGUUGGGAAAGAGAGUUUUACUCUGUCUAACCUUAUCCUCCAUCAAGCACUCCCAGGACAGUCUAGGGGGAACUUUCCUCCUUAUUCCCAGUGAUUUUAAGAAUUGAAUUCUGGUGCAAAUCUCUCAAAAAACACAGCGUGAGUGUUACUGGUAGAGAAGCAGCAAUUUGGAUAGUAAUAAAGGAAUGACUGUGUCUGCCUUCCUGCUAAAAAGUUUUAACCCACACUCGCUCAAAAAAAAAGGUGCACAUCCCUCCACCAAAAGCAGAGUCUCUGGGGAGAGGAAAAGGAGCCCUCAGCUUAAAAACAGAAUCCUCUCUAUCUUCCCAUGAUUUGAAAGUGUGUGUGUGUUUUUGCACUUAAUGCAGUCUUUUGAGCAACUCCAGCACAGCCACAUGUGUAACACUUCCUCAGGUCACUAUCAAACACAGUGAGAGAGACCCUACAGUGCUCCUGCCCUAAAUCCAGCUAAACAAGGCCAUCCCUCCUGAAACAGGAUUCCACUCUGUACUAUCCUUGACCUGUUUCUACCACUCCAUUUUUUUUGAAGACAGGGGCCUAGAAUAAAGUGAUCUACCCUACACCACAAGGACUGGAAGAGCAAGCAGGGAAAAUAAAACACACAGUCUGGUUUAAUUCAGUUUCCUGGUCAAAGUCAAGUCAGGAGCAGCCAUCACAGAGAGCAGCCAAACAUUUCCUGGGAGGCGUACGUCAUGUAGAGAAAGCCAUCUUCUUCCCUGUACUCUGCAUAGAUCUCAGCCAUGGUCAGAGACAUACUUGCCAGACUCCUGUCGUUCACCAUCAGGUAGAAGGCUUGGCUGGAGGAGACUGACAUUCGACUCCUGCGUGAGAAAGGAGAGAAGAUUUGAGAAUCUAAAGGAGGGUAGAGCUGACUCAUUUGGGGAGGGAGAUCACCGUUUAAUCUUAAUUAGGUAGAGUGGAUCUUAAAAUGAGGGGCAAAGUCACUAUCUAAGACAUUAAAGUAUUCUGAAUUUACCUUAUUUUAAGAAGGGUGAGAAUCAUAUACAGAGGCCUGUAGAAUUGAGUGCGAGACCUUGACAAAUUAAUAGAGAUUUCAUUUUGACUCAGCACACAAUUUUAACCCAUUUGAAUCCCUCUAUCAAACAACUUCAGAAGCAAGUUGCUACAAUCUAGUGUUAGAGCUUUACAAAAACUCCACACACCCUAGAAAGUACUAAAUGUCCACACGCAAUGCAAGAAAUAAGGUUCAACAAGUAUUAAUACUCUGCACUAACCUUUUCAGUCUGUUUGUGUAUUUUAAACUUGUAAAUAAAUACAACUUUCUACACCUGAA